CUCGGUACCAUGGACGAUAUUAUCACUUGACACAGUCGCAUAGAACAGAAGAAACGUGGAAAUGAUUCUGAGAUAGGAGCGUCGAGUGAGGCCUGGGAGGUCUGACGCCAGAGUCAACAGCGCGGAGAAGGGCAUACAAGGCAACUUUUUCCAUGUCUCGACGUCUCAGACAUGCGUGGCGGUCACCAACACUUCAGACCCUUUGUAUCACCAUGAUUCCCAAAACCAUCUUCAACAACUUCAGUCGAAUUUACUUUGCGAGAGUCAGACUUUUGUCUCUUUUCCACCUCUCACUUUCCAGGCAAUUUGUUUCUGACGUUGGGAAGAUAUGUAAUAAGACGGCGGCCCUUCAUUUCACGCACCCCACAACACCAUGCCCCGAGCACUGCAUGAUCGACACCACCAAGAAUCUUGGUGGGAAAUCCUUCUGCCUUGGGUCAAUAAUUGGAAUCUCGGGUCGGAUUGGCAACGACAAAGAAGCAUUUCAUUUUCUUCUACCGGGCCCGCAUGGGACUUUGGCGUUGAUCAAUCGGCCUAGAACGAAACAAUUUCAUGGUUUCGGAUUCUGGAGAGUCCAUGUCGAGAAGGGGAUAGUCUCGAUGCGAAUGCGAUUUCGACCAGGCAUCGCACUUUCAUACUCACAGCACAACAACAACCCUUCCAUCUCAAUCUUAUCAGAUCCUGCAAUUUCGCCUUGCAUUUCCGCCGUCACCAACAUACAUACACCUUUUGCUCUCUCUCUCUCCAUCUUUUCUUCUUUGCUUUCUCCAACACAUGAGCUCAAGUCUCAAAGGUCACACAAAGUAAACCCUGGACCCUUUAGCCCGCCCGUCCGUCCUUUCCUCGUCAGACCUUCCCAGUCCGUCCUACAUCGUAUCAAGACACCCAAUGUGACACCAAAUCUCCGCUUGCCCAUCACGUGUCGCCGCGAGCACGGCCAAGUCGUUCAUCCGAGUCCUCCCAUUAUUCUUCUAUGUGACGCGCGGCAAGGUGGUAGCACGGUGUGACGGGCGCGGUCUCGGUGAGUCUCGUUUCCUCAUUGUUAUUGACCCAAACGCGAGAUUUCAUACACGUAGGAUUAUAUUGAACACACGCUCAGGCGCCGGCUCGA
Neurospora tetraspora is the source of this 1111-nucleotide messenger RNA. RefSeq lists its product as uncharacterized. NCBI's taxonomy places the organism in Eukaryota, Fungi, Ascomycota, Sordariomycetes, Sordariales, Sordariaceae. The transcript has a single exon. The record is from RefSeq and is a predicted model, not a curated record. Bases 153 to 1007 code for a protein of 284 amino acids.